Messenger RNA from Suricata suricatta (meerkat), 2865 nucleotides. RefSeq names its product atlastin GTPase 1 (gene ATL1). The record is from RefSeq and is a predicted model, not a curated record. The transcript has 15 exons. Gene Ontology annotation, biological process: protein homooligomerization; endoplasmic reticulum organization. Gene Ontology annotation, molecular function: GTPase activity; GTP binding. The coding region runs from base 377 to 2053 and encodes 558 amino acids. Lineage: Eukaryota; Metazoa; Chordata; Mammalia; Carnivora; Herpestidae.
CAGCGUGGGUCGGCGCCCAGCGGCCCGCCCGAGCGCUCCGGCCGCGGGACCAGAGUGCCGCCCUGAGGCCUGGUCGGGACACGACACCCUCCGGGCCGGGCCACCGCGCCCCCCGAGCUGGCCGCGUCCUUUCGGGGCCCCUGGCUGUGCUACCCACUCAGAGAUUAGGAACCCCCACCCCACCCUGGGCAUCCGUGAGUCGACGGGCCUCCGUCAAAGAGUCCCCAGGUUCGUCAGCGCCACAGCAACAUCCUCAGAGUCUGAGCGAACUGCGCCCAGUGCGGGCACGGAGCCUCCCACCGCCAGCAACCUGCGGCCCGGGAGAAGAGCCAGCACAGUGUGACAGCGCCUCACCGCCACCAGUCCCCGGACCACCAUGGCCAAGAACCGCAGGGACCGAAACAGUUGGGGUGGGUUUUCAGAAAAGGCAUAUGAAUGGAGCUCAGAAGAGGAGGAGCCAGUGAAAAAGGCAGGACCAGUCCAAGUCCUCAUCGUCAAAGAUGACCAUUCCUUUGAGUUAGAUGAAACUGCACUUAAUCGGAUCCUUCUCUCGGAGGCUGUCAGGGAUAAGGAGGUUGUUGCUGUGUCUGUUGCUGGAGCAUUUAGGAAAGGAAAAUCAUUUCUGAUGGACUUCAUGUUGAGAUACAUGUACAACCAGGAAUCAGUCGAUUGGGUUGGAGAUUACAAUGAACCAUUGACUGGUUUCUCAUGGAGAGGGGGGUCUGAACGAGAGACCACAGGAAUCCAGAUAUGGAGCGAAGUCUUCCUCAUCAAUAAACCUGACGGCAAGAAGGUUGCAGUGCUAUUGAUGGAUACUCAGGGAACCUUUGAUAGUCAGUCAACUCUGAGAGAUUCAGCCACAGUAUUUGCGCUUAGCACAAUGAUCAGCUCAAUACAGGUGUAUAACUUAUCCCAGAAUGUCCAGGAGGAUGAUCUUCAGCACCUCCAGCUUUUCACUGAAUAUGGCAGACUGGCGAUGGAAGAAAUAUUCCUGAAGCCAUUUCAGAGUCUGAUAUUUCUUGUUCGGGAUUGGAGUUUCCCAUAUGAAUUUUCAUACGGAGCUGAAGGUGGCUCUAAAUUCUUGGAAAAACGCCUCAAGGUCUCAGGGAACCAGCAUGAAGAACUACAGAAUGUUAGAAAACACAUCCAUUCCUGUUUCACCAAAAUUUCCUGUUUUCUGCUACCUCAUCCUGGCUUAAAAGUAGCUACCAAUCCAAACUUUGAUGGAAAACUGAAAGAAAUAGAUGAUGAAUUCAUCAAAAACUUGAAAAUACUCAUUCCUUGGCUACUUAGUCCUGAGAGCCUGGAUAUUAAAGAGAUCAAUGGGAACAAAAUCACCUGCCGAGGUCUGGUGGAGUACUUCAAGGCUUAUAUAAAGAUCUAUCAAGGUGAAGAAUUACCACAUCCCAAAUCCAUGUUACAGGCCACAGCAGAAGCUAACAAUUUAGCAGCAGUAGCAACUGCCAAGGAUACAUACAACAAAAAGAUGGAAGAGAUUUGUGGUGGUGACAAACCAUUUCUGGCACCUAACGACCUACAGACCAAACAUUUGGAGCUUAAGGAAGAAUCUGUGAAGCUAUUCCGAGGGGUGAAGAAGAUGGGUGGGGAGGAAUUUAGCCGGCGUUACCUGCAACAGCUGGAAAGUGAAAUAGAUGAACUUUACAUCCAGUAUAUCAAGCACAAUGAUAGCAAAAAUAUCUUCCAUGCAGCUCGUACCCCAGCCACACUGUUUGUCGUCAUCUUUAUCACUUAUGUGAUUGCCGGUGUGACUGGAUUCAUUGGCUUGGACAUCAUAGCUAGCCUAUGCAAUAUGAUAAUGGGACUGACUCUUAUCACCCUGUGCACCUGGGCAUACAUCCGGUACUCUGGAGAAUACCGAGAGCUGGGGGCUGUAAUAGACCAGGUGGCUGCAGCCUUGUGGGACCAGGGAAGUACAAAUGAGGCUUUAUACAAGCUUUACAGUGCAGCAGCAACCCACAGACAUCUGUAUCAUCAAGCUUUUCCUGCGCCAAAGUCAGAAUCUACUGAACAAUCAGAAAAGAAGAAAAUGUAAUCCAAAUGUUUAGAAAUACAGGUGCAUGACCGAUUGUCAGUUAAAUACUCAGUUUUCUGUCUCCAUGCAAACAUUCAAAGUGCUUCUAUCAGGACAGAGUAAAAUACCAAGCUCCUCUGAAAACUUCGAAAUGGUUUAGUUCUUUUACUUCAGUGUUUAAUAUGCAGAUAUAUGUAUGCAUGGUUAUAUCAUUUUGUUGACAUGUACAGUUUCCUGAUUUUGUCCUCAAAUACGCUGUUAUAAUUUAAAGUAUUUGUCUAUUUAUGAUGACAGUACAUGUGUUCUGCUUGAAUUUACUAAAUUCUACUACUGGGUUAUAAUUAAACCAUGUAGUAAUAUUACUCCAUGUUUGGAUAUGCUCAUUUAAUUUCUAUAGAAGAGUUUUAAAAAUUAUUUCCCAGUCAUCUGUUUAAGUACAGCAUCAUAACUCAGCAGGCUUGAUUCAAUCAAUGUCAUCUUCUGUAAACCAUCAGCUUUUAUUUUUAAAGACAUUUAAGAGAGCUUUUCAGUUGCUUUAUCAAUAACUAAAUACUGCUUUUAUAUUAUGAUUUAACAUAGAAUAUAAACUUCUGGAUCAAAAUGCACAAAAAAAUCACUUUGUAUAUGUACCUGAGUUUCACUGCAUUGUAUAUUUUUUUCAUUUGGUACACAAAGAAAUGUAUUCUUCAUAGGUUUAUUCUUUUAACAUGUGAACUAUUAUUAAAGUUUACUCUGGUUCCUAAGAUCAAAAACAAAUGCUUACUGAAUUUGGAAAUGUUUGGGAGGUAUUAAAUAUAGAAUGAUAAAGGCUUAGCUCUCUUUUAAAAAUUAAA